CCAAGUCAUACAUUACCGAUCUGCUCUUUGUGUUUUGUUUUUUUGUCGCGUGCUCCUGGAUGAAUCAAUUCAUCACAAACCAGCCAAGCUCAAUCCACCCGUUUAAAAGUGACAAGAUCCAACAAGACCUUCUCUAUUACAAUCGGGUUCCCAAAACUGGCUCCGAAAAUCUAGGCUACCUUCUGGAGGAAUUGGCUAAACGAAACAACUUUACACAAUCCAGGUGUUAUAAACCAAGUGAUCGGAAAUUGACCAAGGAAAAUCAGCGUGCUCACGUUUUGGACAUAAACAAGGCACCUAGGCCAUUUUCCUACCACAAGCACGUCUACUUCAUCAAUUUUGAGACAUUCGGCCAAAAGAACCCAAUUUGGAUCUCUAUGGUUCGGAACCCAGUCGAAAAACUCAUCUCAAGGUACUAUUACAACAGAAACGAAAAGACGUACAAUAAGCUCAUGCAAAAGAAUAGCAUCAAUGUGGCCGGAUUGACCGAAUCGGAAUGGGAAAGUAACACAGCGGACCAGUGCAUUGAAAAGUUGUUGCCAGAGUGCCAUUUUCGGAUUGGUACUCCUCGACCAGAGAAUACAAUCCCUUAUUUUUGCGGCCAAGAGGACGAGUGCUUGCUAGUUGGAUCAAAAUGGGCCUUCAAUCAAGCCAAACACAACUUAGAGACCUGGUAUACAGUUGUUGGAGUCCUUGAGCAUUUCAAUCUGACACUAACAGUUUUCGAGGCAUUCAUCCCUCAAUUCUUUCGAAAUGUCUCUGCCUUAUAUCCGUCAUUGGGAGAACCCCACGUCAAUAAAAACUCUCAUCAUACAAUAACCGAAGCGAAUCGUCGCACUCUGAUGACUAACCUGACAUUGGAAAUGGAUUUCUACGAAUUUGUGGUCCAGAGGUUCUUCGCUCAAUUGUAUGAAACCCAAAAACAAUGAUUCAAGAAAUAACAAGCCUGUUUAUUCUUUAAAAAAUUCCGAUGACUCUCUUGAAAAAUGCUGUAUUCAUUAAAAGUCUUCAACCGUUUACAUCAUUUC
Molecule: messenger RNA, 1028 nt
Organism: Tigriopus californicus
Lineage: Eukaryota; Metazoa; Arthropoda; Copepoda; Harpacticoida; Harpacticidae
Product: heparan sulfate 2-O-sulfotransferase pipe-like
Exons: 4
Coding region: 60-929 (289 amino acids)
Cellular component (GO): membrane
Molecular function (GO): sulfotransferase activity
Source: RefSeq, a predicted model, not a curated record